Homalodisca vitripennis (glassy-winged sharpshooter) is the source of this 5143-nucleotide messenger RNA. Its product is annotated as proton-coupled amino acid transporter-like protein CG1139. Gene Ontology annotation, cellular component: vacuolar membrane. Gene Ontology annotation, biological process: amino acid transmembrane transport. The transcript has 10 exons. Bases 195 to 1622 code for a protein of 475 amino acids. Gene Ontology annotation, molecular function: amino acid transmembrane transporter activity. Lineage: Eukaryota; Metazoa; Arthropoda; Insecta; Hemiptera; Cicadellidae. The record is from RefSeq and is a predicted model, not a curated record.
CAGUCGCUCAGGAACGCUCUUAGUAUCGACCCCUGUAUGACGUCACAGGCUGUGUAUCUCGUGUUCUGGACCGACUGUGUCAUCUGCACGCACCGCAUCUUCAACAUCUACUGACAAUGAGGACAAUUUACUGACAAGGAAGUGAUUGGAUACUAUCGCUAACCAGGAGGGCGGAGAAGAACUAAGAGUCCAGAAUGGCGUUAGAUGAAAAGACAAAUGGAGGUCAGAAAAAGAAUGACGAGAAAAACUUUUCUAUGCAAAUGUCCAACUACGCUGAGGACUCGGGAGCUCCGUAUGAUCCCCAUGAGCACAGAGUGGUGGCUAACCCUACUACCGAUAGAGAGACACUGAUCCAUCUGCUGAAGGGGUGCCUGGGGACAGGCAUUCUGGCGAUGCCCAACGCCUUCGGCAAUUCUGGACUCGCUCUCGGUACUGUUGCCACAGUACUCAUUGGUAUUCUCUGCACCUACUGUCUUCAUGUUCUGGUUCGUAGUCAGUACGAGAUGUGUAAACGGUUAAAAGUUCCGAUUCUCAGCUAUCCAGAAUCUAUGAAAGUCGCCCUGCAACAUGGACCUGCCGCCUUCAGACCUUUUGCCAACAUUUCAGCUCCUGUAGUUGACUUCUUCCUGAUCCUGUACCAGCUUGGUAUUUGCUGUGUGUACAUAAUGUUUGUAGCUGAAAACAUCAAAGAGGUAACUGAUCAAUAUUGGAAACCAAUUGACGUCAGAGUUCACAUGUUGAUCCUGCUUACUCCUUUGGUCCUCAUCUGCUACAUUCGGAACCUGAAGUUGUUGGCACCGUUCUCUCAGCUCGCUAACAUCAUUACAUUCAUCGGCAUAGCCAUCAUCCUGUACUACAUAUUCCAAGACCUGCCACCGAUCAGUUCUGCCAGGCUGGUGGGCACACCGCAAGCAUUUGUCCUCUAUAUAGGGACCACACUGUUUGCACUGGAAGCUGUGGGCGUUGUUAUAGCUUUGGAAAACAACAUGAAAACUCCAAAAUCAUUUGGAGGAUGGCUUGGCAUCCUGAACCAAGGCAUGGCAGCUAUUACGAUAAUGUACAUUGGUGUUGGAUUCUUUGGAUUUAUCAAAUAUGGAAGCAAUGCAAAGGGCAGUGUAACUCUGAACCUUCCCCAAGAACAAUUAUUGGCUCAGUGUGUGAAAAUUGCAUUUGCUAUCGCCAUUUUCAUCUCAUACGCUCUUCAAGCUUAUGUUCCAAUUGAAAUAAUUUGGAAUACUUACUUGAAGGCCAAACUGGAUCAAAGCAACAAGAAGCUGUUGAUUGAGUAUGUGAUGAGGACUGUCAUCGUAAUCUUGACAUUCUGUCUGGCUGUGGCCAUUCCUCUCCUGGACCUCUUCAUCUCCCUGUUUGGGGCUCUUUGUCUGUCAGCUCUCGGCAUUGCAUUCCCAGGGAUUAUCGAACUCUGUGUCGCCUACUCCAGCAACCGUCUCAACUUCCCCUUGAUGCUGAAGGACAUAGUACUCAUCAUAGUGGGUAUCCUUGGCUUGAUCAUCGGCACCUACUGCAGUCUGCUCGAGAUCGUCAAGAAAAUGGGUGAAGGAGACAGUCCUUUGGAAAGUACUUUCCAGCCAAAUUCUACUGUAUCGACACCGCACCUGUAGUGUGAGUCAGUCAGAAGAGAAAGUAACAGAUGAAAAUUGAAAACCUAAAGUACAAAAAAAUGUGAGAGUCAUCCUGAAAGCAAGGCACCUUUGUGCUCUACACUGCUAAUGGGUCUCACAAAUUGUAGCUUUUUACUAGCUAAUCAACUUUCACUUUUGUCUGUUCAUGACUUGUAGGAUUGUAUGAUUAGCAAUUUGUUUAAACAAACAUGUAAAAAAAUGGAUAUGUUAUUCAUCUGUUCAAAUAAGAGGAGCGGAAUUUCCCUCAUUACAGAUAAUAGUUGACAAGAAUUUGAGUAUUGUUAUAAAGGAGACUAAUCAAUGACCUGAUAGACCUGAGAAAUUAUCUUUUUUCCAAGAUAAUGAAAGAAGUUUUAGAAAGAAAAUUGUAUAAAUGAGAUAUUGAUAAACUUUACAUUUGUUCAAAGAGAAUGCUUGUCAUUAUGAUAGAUGUUCUAUAAAACCAGUGUUUAUAAAAAUGAAUAGAGAUAGAGAUCCAUAGUCAUCAGAUUAAGAUUUGCUAUUACAUUGUUUUUUAAUCUACAUACAGGCAAAUACAUACUUUGCUUUCUGGUUGACCCUUGCAUUUAUACAGCAAAUGCCUUAGAGGAUUACCUACAUGUUUUGAACUAGCCUAUAAUUUUUGUUAAUAUACAAAUACAAAAGUUUUGUGUAGGUAACAGGUACAUUAUCUGUAUUAUUAUUAAUGCAGUGGCUAGUUUAAAGAAACAAAUGUUUUUACCAAAUAAAAAUAAAAAGAAGAGUUUUACCUCAUGUUUGAAUAAGCUUAAACUUGAUAAUGGAUGUUAUUUGGGAAUAAUACUUAGGUACUUAGGAUUUGUCAAGAAGUAUUUAACAGAUAAACAUAGUUUUCAAAUCUAUAUGGUGUAAAACUGCUGUAGCUGAAAGGUUUGGAAAUUUCAUAACAGAAAAUAAGGCUAACAUACAGUUAGCUGCUAAAUGGUAAGGUAUUUAAAAUACCUCCAUGGUUUACUCAAACCCAAAAAAAAUUGACAAAAGUAAUGUGCAGAAAAAUAUGAAUCUCAUGAGUAAAGGGGAAGUCCAAUAUUGGUGAAAAGAUCUUUAUUAGGGUAAGAUACAAAUAUAGUUAUAAUUUAUUUAAUUGAUUAGGUGUAAAAUCACAGAUCAGCAGUCCCCAUAGAUAAAAAUUAUCAAAAAUAUACACAAUUUUUAACAUUUUAAAAUUUUAGUAUUGAAUUUAGAAAAAUGGGGACUAGUUAAUUUUUAAGUAUAACAGCGAUAAAAUGUUUUUGAGAAGCAUGUAAGUGUCACAUAGAUAUGACAUGAGGUAAAAUCAGUUUUACAUUUCAUAAAUUAAUAUUUGUGUUUGUAAUCUUGUCCUGAUUUAUUAAAACAAUAACAUAAACAGUAAUAAAAUAAAAUAAUAAACGUUGUUGUUUGUCUUAAAAUUUUAAUCCAUAAGGGACCAGAAAUGGACAAAUAAACACAAAGUACCAAUCUUAUAUUUAUAUGGGAGAAGCCACAUUUGUUACUGUUUAUAUUUGGCUAUACGAAUACAAAGUAGGUCUGGCAUGAGAAAUUUUCUAGUCAAGAUCUUGUACAAGAUGUCUCUACUUCUUUAUCUGAAUUUUUGUACAUACCCUUCCUCAAAAUGUAAAGAAAGUGGUAAGAACAUAAGAAAGAACGGUUAAAAAAUAUUUAAGAGCGCUAUCUAACCUCUCUUCUUGCAAUAGACUGUUUAGAAAGAAUAAUAAUCAAAGGUCAUUUGACAUUUGUUAUUUAUUUUUAUUUAUGGAACAGUACAGUAGGGAAAAGCUGCUGGUAAUUAUAUUUUUUAUAUUUACAGUUGUAUUUUGUGAAAACUUCAUCUACAGCAAAUAUUUUUUUAAGCAAAGAAAACCUAAAUUUUCUAUCACUGGUUUAAAACUGAUUAAUUAAAUAAAGAAAGCAAUGUGAGUAGCAUCAUAUGUACUAUGUGACAGAAUGAAUAGGUCAGCUUUUGCCUUUUGUGUCAAAUCUCUGUAUUUAACACGUAUUUCUAUAUAGGUGUUUAUAGACUGUGAUACAUGUUAUGAAACCUAUUAGAAUCAGUAUAUUUUGGUUACAUCCCUUGGAAUUAGGAAGAGGAAUCUCAUAGAGGCUUACCAAAUAGAGAUUAGAUCUGUAAGAAUCAUUGUUGCUUUUUUUGUGUAUACGAUUUGUUGUAAUUAGGGAGAAUUAGUGAGGUGUAAUCAAUUUAGAACGUUUGUAUAUACAGUAUGUAGUUUAUUUGUGCUAAUUAUAGUAAGAGCUCAAAACAUUUUUUCAUAUUAUAAAAUUAACCCUUUUUUCUAUCAAUAAUUAUUUUAUUUGUACAAAGUGGGUUUUCAACCAACUGUUUACAUAGUAAAAGGUUCUAAUUCUUGCACAGUUCCCAAUCAUAUUGACUGAAGUUAAGAAAUUGGUUUUGACACAAGUCAAAUUUUCACAUGAACCAUUGUAAAAUUUUUAAUCUGUCAGGACUUUUAUCAUUAAUUGAUAAUUGUAUCAUUAACUGUAGUGUAUUCAGUGUAAUGAUUUAAUUUAAUACAACUUUCAAUGAAGUUACAUGUGAAAGGUGAUAAAGUAAAUAUUUUUCUAACAUAAAUAUAUAUAAAAAAAAAAUAAUAAUAUGUACUGGUUAAUGUGGUAAUGAUCAGAUACAGAGUUUUUGAUAUUUCUAAACAUACAAUGAGAAAUUUCUAUAUAUGACCUUGAGAAAAUAUCACUGUUAUCAUAAACCAAUCAGAUGAAAAAUUUAUUUUCAUCCUAAUAUUGAGCAAAUUAAAUCGUAAAAUGAAGAAAACGAAUAUAAAUUUAAGUAAUUUACUAAGACAUUGAAGAAAUUUAAAGUACACUGUCCAAUCUAUUUAGAAAGGUUAUCAGAUGUAUUAUAUUAUUUUAAUAAGAAAUCUAGAUUUGUAUACACAAUGCCAUAAAAGGCAGUUUAAAGACUGAGUGUGAACUUAUAAAACUAGAUUUAUACAGAACAGUAUAAAACAGAGCAAUAUCAUGUUAUGUUUUAGAUACAAUAUAGAAACAGUAAAGCUUUUUAAUUUGAAAUUCCACCUGAUUAUACUCAUGUAUUGUUAAAAAUACAUGUCAAAAAUAUAGAAUUGAGUUGUAAUUAAUUUUUAACAGUAUUCAGUUAAAUUCCGUUCAUUUCUCUGUGUACAUUGUGUUUACAGUGACUUGGAAAUGGUAAAUAUGUACAAAGUUUAUUACCUUAAACUUAUUACCUUAAAAUCAAAAUAAAUUAUAAAUCAUGAUCUCUUCUGUUAUAAAUAGUUUGUACAAUGCUUUUUUGCUUUUACUAUAUAUUUUGUUGUCACUUAUUUUCUAAUUAGUAAAUUUUGAAUUAUUAAUAAUUACAAACUAGACGUAUUUAUUUAUGUUUUCUGUUUGCAGUUUUUAUAACUAAUGUUUGAGUUUACUUCUUUUAUAUGAACAGUAGUUUGUUGUUAUGUUUAUUGUACUUAUGAAAUGUAGUGAUUAAAGUACAGAUGUAGUGUUUAUAUUUA